UUUCGAUCCUUUGAAGCGCGUUUGAAGACUCAGCAACAACCGAUCUCAUCGUUUGCUACGUAGAUCUCUAAGAUGAAUAGUACAAACGGUAUGGGAGAUGCAGAUGAAGAAAAUAAAACAGGAGUGUACGUAAAUCAAGGUUUGAGUGGGUCCGGGGACAGUUUGAAUCUCGGUCAUUCGAACAAUUCUCAAAUUCAGCAUAAUUCGUAUGGAAGUCGCCAAGAGAUGCAAGGUUCCUCGGACUUUAUUUUGGUAGAAGAAUCCGAAGACUAUGGAAUAGAACACAAAGACAAUUUUACACAUUCCAUGUUAUAUCAAUUAAGACGACGUUGUAGAUCGGCUUGUACAAAGAAAACCAUUUACAAAAGGGUACCAAUUUUAAAUUGGUUGCCGAGGUAUAGUGGGCAAGACGCUCUAGGCGAUCUUGUCGCGGGUAUCACCGUAGGCCUAACUGUCAUUCCACAAUCUUUAGCGUAUGCUAACGUAGCGGGUUUACCACCUCAACAUGGACUGUAUGGUAGCUUCUUAGGAUGCUUUAUUUAUGUUAUAUUCGGCUCUUGCAAAGACACACCAAUGGGACCUAGUGCCAUCACUUCCUUGCUCACGUAUCAAACAAUUGCACACCUUGAUGCACCAUUACAACACGCGAUACUUCUCUGCUUCUUAGCUGGAGUGAUAGAACUGAUAAUGGGUAUAUUUGGUCUCGGAUUUUUAAUUGAUUUUGUAUCUGGGCCGGUCAGCUCUGGAUUCACGUCAGCGGUAGCUUUGAUAAUCAUAACGUCGCAAGUAAAAGAUAUAUUAGGCAUCCCCGCAAAAGGUUCACAGUUUCUUGAAAUGUGGAAAAGCCUUAUUAAACAUGUACAUGAAACUUCAGCCUGGGAUGCGGCGCUUGGAGUAUCCUGUAUAGCGCUCCUUUUAUUUCUCAGGCUUAUAGCAUCUUACAGUGUUGGUCCUAAAGACAAAGAAGCGCAAAAUACAAAAUAUCUCGUAUUAAACAAACUCAUAUGGUUGUUCGGUACAUCGCGAAAUGCACUUUUAGUAAUAUUAUCUGGUUUCUUGGGAUACUGUUUUAGAGAAGAAUCUCCCUUCAAAUUGGUUGGACAUAUACAACAAGGUAUGCCAAAUGUACAAUUACCAUCAUUUAGUUAUACCAAAGAUGAACAUACAACAGUAACAUUUAUCGAUAUGGUUUCAAAUCUGGGAAGCGGUAUCCUUGUUUUACCGCUUAUUUCAUUAAUGGAAGAUAUUGCUAUUUGCAAAGCCUUUUCAACUGGAAAAUCAGUUGAUGCAACACAAGAAUUAAUAGCAAUUGGAAUAUCAAACAUUGGUAAUUCUUUUGUUCAGGCAUUUCCUGGUACAGGAUCUCUUAGUAGAAGUGCAGUAAACAAUGCUUCUGGAGUAAGAACACCAAUGGGAGGCAUUUAUACUGGUACUUUAGUAAUAAUAGCUCUUUUCUUUCUCACCCCUUACUUCAGCUAUAUCCCCAAAACUACAUUAGCAGCUAUUAUCAUAGCUGCAGUAAUAUUUAUGGUUGAAGUUAAGGUCGUAAAACCAAUGUGGAGAACUAAAAAGUCAGAUUUAAUUCCUGGAUUAGGAACAUUUGUUGCGUGUUUAUUAUUACAAUUAGAAAUUGGAAUUUUAUGCGGUAUUGGAAUAAAUAUUUUAUUCAUUUUAUAUCAUGCUGCACGGCCAAAGAUAUCCGUGGAAAAACUUACUACUCGUCAUGGCAUUCGAUAUCUUAUGUUAACGCCUGAUCGAUGUUUAAUUUUUCCAUCUGUUGAUUAUGUACGAAAUUUGGUAACAAAAUAUAGUCAAAGGACUCUAAACGUAGCAACGCCAGUUGUAAUCGAUUGUUCUCACAUUUAUGGAGCAGAUUUUACUGCAGCUACAGUAAUUGAAACUUUAACAAAGGAUUUUGCAUCAAGAGGGCAACCACUCUUUUUCUAUAAUUUAAAACCUUCAGUUUAUGCCGUGUUUGAAGGUGUUGCAUCAACUGACUUUGUUGUAUAUUAUACUCAGGAGGCGCUGGACGAUCUCCUAAAGGAUAGAGGAUAUAUAAAGCAAAUUAAAUAA
Messenger RNA from Eufriesea mexicana, 2073 nucleotides. RefSeq names its product Epidermal stripes and patches (gene Esp). The record is from RefSeq and is a predicted model, not a curated record. Bases 73 to 2073 code for a protein of 666 amino acids. The transcript is spliced from 11 exons. NCBI's taxonomy places the organism in Eukaryota, Metazoa, Arthropoda, Insecta, Hymenoptera, Apidae. Gene Ontology annotation, cellular component: membrane. Gene Ontology annotation, biological process: transmembrane transport.